AUGUAUCAACUUGCCCGUAGAAACCCCGUCAAACCCGUCAACUCUGUCGACCCCGUCGCAAGACGUGCUGAAGAGAAGACUCGCCUACAGCACUGGCAUGUUGUACGGAGGAAAUUGCUGAUUUACAUCCUGUCAAAGUCCAAAGUUGGAUCCGAAUACGCUACAGCUACCCUCAACAGGGUGUCUAUCGGGUUUCAAUGA
Penicillium cataractarum is the source of this 201-nucleotide messenger RNA. RefSeq lists its product as uncharacterized. The transcript has 2 exons. NCBI's taxonomy places the organism in Eukaryota, Fungi, Ascomycota, Eurotiomycetes, Eurotiales, Aspergillaceae. Bases 1 to 201 code for a protein of 66 amino acids. The record is from RefSeq and is a predicted model, not a curated record.